This is a messenger RNA of Mangifera indica (mango), 2732 nucleotides long. RefSeq names its product protein phosphatase 2C 53-like. The transcript has 5 exons. Lineage: Eukaryota; Viridiplantae; Streptophyta; Magnoliopsida; Sapindales; Anacardiaceae. Gene Ontology annotation, biological process: protein dephosphorylation. The record is from RefSeq and is a predicted model, not a curated record. Bases 814 to 2463 code for a protein of 549 amino acids. Gene Ontology annotation, molecular function: cation binding; protein serine/threonine phosphatase activity.
UAUGUUAUAAUAUAAUAAUAUGAUGUUGAAAUAUUUUUUAAACAUUUACUGGUUUUUUUUUUUUUUGUAUUGAAUAAGUGGUUUAAAUGAUUUUUGGUUUAUUGAUAGAUGAAAGAUGAUGGUGUUUUUAUUUGGGUUUGUCUAGUUUGAAUUGCAUAAUAUGAAUUAAGAGAAUCUAAAAAUCUUAUCUUUGUUGAGUGGAUGUCCACUUAUUUUACCUUUUUCAAAGUUUUUGUGCCUUUCCAUUUCAUGAACGGUAAUCGUUAAGCUUAAUUUUGUCAAACCAAUUUACAAUUCACAAACAAAAACAGAUCUUUACUUGAAUUUAGUAAGAAACGAAGAAAAGUUAAUAUCUUUUAGAGAGAAAGGACUACAAAGGAAGGAGGAAGAGCAUGAGAUGGGUUUGGUUUAAUAGAUGCUUUAAUAUGUGCUUAAAGAUUUGUUAAGUGUCUGUCUCUUGUCUUUUUCUUUUAUUCAAAGUCUUUUCUUUAUUUUUUCUCUUCUCACCUCCUCCUUCAACUCAACACCAAGUCCCAGAUGAAUAAAUAUUAAAGAAUGAAUAAUAAACAAUAAAAAUUUUUGAGGUGUUAAUUUUAAAGGUAAGCAAACCCAAUGUCAAUAUCUUGUUUCUUGAUUUUAUAUAUUUUUUAAUCCUUCACACAUGGUUAUUCUUAGUCUUAAAUGUUUGCAGUCUUUUGCAAGAUACAAGUAAAAAGAGACUCUAAUCUACAGUUGACAAAUUAGCUUGUGAGAUAUUAGAGAGGUUGGAGGGCAACUUUUUGCACCGCGUGGAUAGGGAUUUUGAUAGAGGAGAUGUCAGCAGCAGUUGCAGUGCCAUUUAGAGCAGGUAAUUCAGUUUGUGAUAACCCAACUAUAGCUCUCCGAUUGGAUAUCAAAAGUCUUCAGGUGAUGGACGACACAGCUGACUUGUUAUCUAAUUCUGUAACUAAGGUUUCUGCCCAGUCUGUUGCCUGUGGACACAAGAGUUUUAAUUUUAGUGAUUUGGGAAAUGAAGAUAGUAAUAUAGAAGGGGUGGUGCCAGAAGAUGAGAAAGUGGGAAGAGUACCUUUGUUGGAUAUGAUAUCUGAAAAUAAAAGUAAUUGGAUUGGUAGUGAUGAAGUUAUCAACCAGGGAUGUGAGGAAGAUGAUUCCUUAUCGUUGGAGGGGGAUCAGAUUUUGGAUAGCUGUUCACUUUCAGUGGCAAGUGAGACUAGUAGCUUAUGUGGAGAGGACUAUUUGGGUUUUGAGUCUACAUCUGAGGUAGGAACAUUGAGUUCAAUUGACAUCGAGAAGAGCAUUUGCAGUGUAGACAUCAUUGCUAAGGCCAAUAAUUUAGGGGAGUCAAAUGUUGAGAGUGAGAUAGUAAGUGAUGCCCUUGCUGUGCCUGUUACCAUUGAGGAAGAGAUUGGAGAUGGGUCCAACCAAAAGCCAUCUUCAAUUCUUCUUCAAAUGGCUUUUGCAAAAGGGGUGAGUGGAACUAUCGGAUGUAGUGUAUUUGAGGUGGAUUAUGUGCCACUUUGGGGAUUCAGAUCCGUGUGUGGAAGGAGACCUGAGAUGGAAGAUGCUGUUGCUACUGUGCCUUAUUUUUUAAAAAUUCCUAUUCAAAUGCUAACUGAUGACCAGGAACUUGAUGGCAUGAGCAAGCGAUUUAGUCAGCAGACUGCUCAUUUCUUUGGUGUCUAUGAUGGCCAUGGAGGCUCACAGGUUGCAAACUAUUGUUGUGACCGUGUCCAUUAUGCUCUAGCUGAGGAGCUAGAGCUUGUUAGGAAAUGCUUGAGUGAUGGAAGUGCGAAAGAUGGUAGCCAAGAGCGAUGGAAAAAAGCAUUCACUAAUUGUUUUCUUAAGGUUGAUUCUGAAGUUGGAGGAAAAGCGGGCCAAGAGCCUGUUGCCCCUGAAACUGUUGGUUCUACCGCUGUUGUUGCCAUUGUUUGUGCAUCCCAUAUUAUUGUGGCAAACUGUGGAGACUCUAGAGCAGUUUUAUAUCGUGGGAAAGAGCCCAUGGCUUUGUCUGUGGAUCAUAAACCAAAUCGAGAAGAUGAAUAUGCAAGGAUCGAAGCAGCUGGAGGCAAGGUUAUACAGUGGAAUGGGCAUCGGGUAUUUGGUGUUCUUGCAAUGUCAAGGUCCAUUGGUGAUAGAUAUUUGAAGCCUUGGAUCAUUCCUGAGCCAGAAGUAAUGUUCAUUUCACGAGCAAGAGAAGACGAAUGCCUGAUUCUAGCCAGUGAUGGUUUAUGGGAUGUCAUGACAAAUGAGGAGGCAUGCAAUUUGGCGAGGAAACGAAUACUUGUUUGGCACAAAAAGAAUGCUGUUACACUUCCCUCACAACGUGGUAAUGGGGCUGACCCUGCUGCCCAAGCAGCAGCAGAGUACCUUUCAAAUCGCGCUCUCCAAAAGGGAAGCAAAGAUAACAUCACUGUAAUCGUGGUGGAUCUGAAAGCUCAUAGGAAGUUCAAGAGCAAAACAUGAUGGUCUGGCGUCUCUUUCUCUGCUGCUGAUAUUAGCGAAUAUAGUUUUUGGCCAAUCUUUUUUCAACUGGGUUUAAUGGCUUAAUCAGAUUAUCAAAUAGACCUCUUUCUUUCAUUGUUCAAGGGAUUAAAGUAACUCUUGGCUUUGUAAAUUUCAGUUGUUUGUGGUGGAAUUGUAGCCUCCGAGCGAAGUUGCUCUGUGAGGCAAUUACUUUGAACCUCUUGGUUAUUUAAAAAAAAAUGGCUUUAAGUUUUGAGCCCUUAAUGUUA